AUGGCGGCGGCCGCCCCAAAGGCCGGGGGCUCCGUGCCUGAGGCGGGGGGUUCCGCUGAAGCCCCCUUGCAGUACAGCCUUCUUCUGCAAUACCUGGUGGGAGACAAGCGUCAGCCCCGGCUCCUGGAGCCUGGGAGCCUGGGCGGAAUCCCGAGUCCGGCCAAGAGUGAGGAGCAGAAGAUGAUCGAGAGGGCGAUGGAAAGCUGCGCCUUCAAGGCAGCGCUGGCCUGCGUGGGAGGAUUUGUCUUGGGAGGUGCAUUUGGAGUUUUUACUGCUGGCAUUGAUACCAAUGUAGGCUUUGACCCUAAGGAUCCUUACCGUACACCGACUGCAAAAGAAGUUCUCAAAGACAUGGGACAGAGAGGAUUAUCCUAUGCCAAAAAUUUUGCCAUUGUGGGUGCCAUGUUUUCCUGUACUGAGUGUCUGGUAGAAUCUUACCGGGGCAGAUCAGAUUGGAAGAACAGUGUCAUCAGUGGCUGCAUCACUGGAGGAGCCAUUGGUUUCAGAGCUGGCUUAAAGGCUGGGACCAUUGGUUGUGGAGGUUUUGCUGCUUUCUCUGCUGCAAUUGAUUAUUACCUACGGUGAGAGUAAUUGCCUGUGGGGAAGGAGGACGCCAGCCCAGGAUUAAAGCUGUUUUCCGGAGGAGAGUUUCUGUACCACUUGGCACUUGCUUCAGGGGCUGAAGACAUUUGUUUUCCUUCAUAUAGUUGGUGUUUUGAGGGAGCCUCCUGGCUGUUCUCUGUCUCUAGCAGUCAGAGCAACCACACUCUGUGCUGCUCCUGGAUUCCAGCCAGCCUUUUCAGGGGAUGGCUAUGCCAGAUUGUCUCCUUGGAGCCUUCAGGAGACAUUGUGUUGACUGUUAGGAAUUAAACUCCACAAAGGCUCAGUCCUAACCACAUCCUGUCCUCUGGGUUAUGGGCAUGGAGGUGGCAGUAUGUUCAUAUAUACCCAGGAAGCUCCUUUGCCUUGGAACACCGUGCAAGCAUUCAUCUCGCAUGCCAGGGCAAGGCAGAGUAAAUUCAUGCCAUUCAACCAAUUAUGUCAUUUUGUUUUGUUUAGUGUUCUGCCAUUCUUGUUAAAAGUAUAUAUAUAUUUAUAUUACAGUUUAAA
Molecule: messenger RNA, 1110 nt
Organism: Marmota monax (woodchuck)
Lineage: Eukaryota; Metazoa; Chordata; Mammalia; Rodentia; Sciuridae
Gene: Timm22
Product: translocase of inner mitochondrial membrane 22
Exons: 4
Coding region: 1-585 (194 amino acids)
Biological process (GO): protein insertion into mitochondrial inner membrane
Cellular component (GO): TIM22 mitochondrial import inner membrane insertion complex
Molecular function (GO): transmembrane protein transporter activity
Source: RefSeq, a predicted model, not a curated record